UCUUAUUGGCAACGACGUCACAACGUCGUGCUUUUUCUCGAAUAUUGCUCUCUCCCGUUGCUUGCAACCAUGGUGCUCAAAACAGAGGUGUGUCGGUUCUCCGGUAGGAAGAUCUAUCCCGGCCGGGGGAUUAGGUUUAUCCGGAGCGAUAGUCAGGUGUUCCUUUUCCUCAACAGCAAGUGCAAACGGUACUUCCACAAUAGGCUGAAGCCCGCGAAGCUGUCAUGGACGGCGUUGUUCCGGAAACAGCACAAGAAAGACCUUCACGACACCACAGUGAAGAAGAAGAGGAGGACCACGAACAAACCAUACUCUAGGUCCAUCGUGGGAGCAUCGAUGGAGGUGAUUCAGAAGAAGAGGACAGAGAAGACGGAGGUGCGCGCCGCGGCUCGCGAGGCAGCGCUGCGGGAGAUAAAGGAGAGGAUCAAGAAGACUAAGGACGAGAAGAAGGCGAAGAAGGCCGAGGUGGUGAAGACAACGAAGGGGCCGGGGAAGCAGGCGGCACGGGGUCCACAGCCGAAGGCUGCGAAGAGCGGUGCUGGAGGCAAGCGCUGAGGAUGGUAGUGUGGAGGACAGGUUGUGAGAAUUCAUGUUUUUGUGGAUAUUGUCUAUAUAGUUAUACGAACCUUUUCAUUACAAUCCCAAAAACUUGUGAGCACACAGGUCUUUUUUAAAUGUACAUCAAAUGGUUGUUAUCGCCGUUCGGGUCAAACUCCAAUUGUUGAAUUUCGAUGCUUGUCUUUGUUGAGUUUA
This is a messenger RNA of Physcomitrium patens, 753 nucleotides long. Its product is annotated as large ribosomal subunit protein eL24. Gene Ontology annotation, biological process: cytoplasmic translation. Gene Ontology annotation, cellular component: cytosolic large ribosomal subunit. The record is from RefSeq and is a predicted model, not a curated record. Gene Ontology annotation, molecular function: mRNA binding; structural constituent of ribosome. Lineage: Eukaryota; Viridiplantae; Streptophyta; Bryopsida; Funariales; Funariaceae.